Cynara cardunculus var. scolymus (artichoke) is the source of this 944-nucleotide messenger RNA. Its product is annotated as guanine nucleotide-binding protein subunit gamma 2. Lineage: Eukaryota; Viridiplantae; Streptophyta; Magnoliopsida; Asterales; Asteraceae. The record is from RefSeq and is a predicted model, not a curated record. The transcript is spliced from 4 exons. Bases 398 to 691 code for a protein of 97 amino acids. Gene Ontology annotation, biological process: G protein-coupled receptor signaling pathway.
UCAAUCAUCGCCACGAACAACUUACAAGACAAAUUUAGAGAAAGUAAAGGGGGGAAAAGCAGAAGAAGACAAAAGGUUUCUGGGUCCCUUUUGAUUGAAAGAAAUCAAGAAAUCAAAGACAAAAGGAAAGAACCCAGAAAACCUCUUUCUUUUGCUUCCCCUUAAUUUUGUUUUUUCCAUUGAUGCUUUACCCAAAUUCACCACACCAAAAGCACCCACGAAAAAGGUGUCUUUUUCCCCAAUUCUUUUGCAUCCAUGAUUACAUAAAACUCUUUUGAGAGAGUGAAUUUUGCUGUCAUUCGUAUGCAGGUUAUCCCAUUUGUCAUGAUUCUUUAGGGUUUUCAAUUUUAGUGUUUAUAAGUUGGUUUUGAUUUGUGAAAAAGAUAGAAAAAGAGAGAUGCAAACGGAGAAAUCAGAGCAGUUAAGAUCGGUGGCAUCAGAUACAAGAGGGAAGCAUCGGAUUUCGGCUGAAUUGAAGAGACUUGAGCAAGAAACUCGUUUCUUGGAGGAGGAGCUGGAGCAGCUCGAUAAAAUGGAAGCAGCCUCAGCUGCGUGCAAGGAAAUUCUGAGUAACGUGGAGACAAGGCCGGAUCCACUUCUUCUUAUGACGAAUGGGCCGACGAAUCCAUCGUGGGAUCGAUGGUUCGAGGGACCUCAAGAUAAGUCAGGUUGCAGAUGCUGGAUACUGUAACAAUAUUCUUCGUAAAUUUUAUUUGAUUUCACCGUGCGAUGGUGUCAUUGUGCAAUCUCGUUACAGAUAUAGAGAACAAUCUUCUUUGCCGAGAAGCGGUCCUUGUGCAGAAAAACGUCAUAUUCUUUUUUCGUUUGUAGAGAAAAUUAAAAACCAAGGGAGUUGUUAUUGUGGGUUCAUUUUGUUAUCAAAAGAUUUGUCAUUUUUUUGCAGAUGAUCAUGUUUCUUGAAAUCAAAAGUUUGCAUCUUGAUG